CUGGGCUCCUCCUCCUCCUCCUCCUCCUCCUCUCGCCGUCAGCUGGGCGGAAGUGGAGCGCCGAGCGGAGGGGAGGGCGGCUCCAUCUUGUGCGAGUCGGGAGCGGCGGCCGGAGGAGGAGGAGUGUCGGCGCUCAGGGCUAUAGCCAUGGCAGACAAAGAUAAAAGUGAGCUUAAAGCAGAAUUAGAGCGUAAAAAACAGCGCUUGGCUCAAAUCAGAGAAGAAAAGAAAAGGAAAGAAGAAGAGAGAAAGAAAAAGGAAGCUGAUCAGAAAAAAGAAUUGCCACAGAAUGAUGAGACCGACAUUGAGAAGAAACGAAGGGAAGCUGACGCUUUGCUCCAGAGCAUGGGCAUUACAUCUGAGAUGUAUUAUUUAGUCCCUCCUACGUCUCCUCCUUCAAAAUCGGUGAGUACACCAAGUGAGACUGGAAGCCAGGAUUCUGCUGAUUGCACUCUUGGGCCAAGGCGUGGAUUAAUCAAGCUGGAGAUGGCGAAGAUCACACAGGUCGACUUUCCUCCACGGGAGAUAGUUACUUACACAAAGGGAACACAAACUCCAGUCAUCACACAGAAGGCUGAAGCAGAAGAGGAGGAGGAAGAAAUUAUACCCAAGCAAGUAGCUGAACCAGAACCAAUACAAAUACAGAAAGAAGAAGAUAAAGAAGGUUUAUCUCGUGAACUUACAGAAGAGGAAAAACAGCAGAUAAUUCACUCUGAUGAAUUCCUCACAUUCUUUGAUCACAGCACUAGAAUAAUUGAACGAGCUCUUGCAGAGCAUAAAGAUUUGUUUUUUGAUUACAGUGGCAAGGAUUUAGAAGAAAGAGAGGGAGAACUCCAAGGUGGAGCCAAACUUUCUCUAAAUAGAGAGUUUUCUGAUGAACGCUGGUCAAAACAUCGUGUGGUUACGUGCAUGGACUGGUCACCUCAGUAUCCAGAACUCCUUGUUGCCUCGUACAACAAUAACGAGGAUGCUCCCCAUGAACCAGAUGGUGUAGCCCUUGUAUGGAACAUGAAAUUUAAGAAAACAACUCCGGAGUAUGUCUUCCACUGCCAGUCAUCUGUAAUGUCAGCUUCUUUCGCACGAUUUCAUCCAAAUCUGGUGGUUGGAGGAACAUAUUCUGGUCAGAUUGUGCUGUGGGAUAAUCGCAGUAAUAAAAGGACGCCAGCCCAGAGGACUCCACUCUCUGCUGCUGCCCAUACGCAUCCGGUGUACUGCGUGAAUGUGGUCGGUUCUCAAAAUGCCCAUAACCUGAUUAGUGUUUCAACUGAUGGGAAGAUUUGCUCAUGGAGUUUGGAUAUGCUUUCUCAACCACAGGAUAGCAUGGAGUUGAUGCAUAAACAGUCAAAAGCUGUAGCUGCUACAUGCAUGUCCUUCCCAUUGGGUGACGUCAACAAUUUUGUAGUUGGCAGUGAGGAAGGCUCUAUCUACACAGCAUGCCGCCACGGAAGCAAAGCUGGAAUUAGUGAGAUUUUUGAUGGUCAUCAAGGGCCAAUCACAGGUAUUCAUUAUCACACUGCAGCCGGACCAGCUGACUUCUCUCAUCUUUUUGUAACCUCUUCCUUUGAUUGGACAGUCAAAUUAUGGACAACUAAGAAUAACAAGCCUCUAUACUCCUUUGAAGACAAUGCCGAUUAUGUUUAUGAUGUUAUGUGGUCACCCACUCAUCCUGCCAUGUUUGCUUGUGUUGAUGGAAUGGGAAGACUUGAUUUGUGGAAUCUAAACAAUGACACCGAGGUACCUACAGCAAGUAUAACAGUUCACAAUAAUCCUGCACUAAACCGUGUGAAAUGGACUCAAACUGGAAGAGAAAUUGCUGUGGGCAAUUCAGAAGGCCAGAUACUGAUUUAUGAUGUGGGAGAGCAAAUAGCAGUUCCUCGAAGUGACGAAUGGACACGCUUCGCUCGCACUUUGGCAGAAAUAAAUGCAAACAGAGCUGAUGCAGAGGAGGAAAUUGCAGCAUAAAUAACAAAUCAGAAUUCAAGCCAAGACCUGUAUGUAGAGUUGGAAACAUUUCAAUUUACUGUCCAAUUAAUCUUGGUUGGUAAAACAGCUAAAUGAAUUGCUGCCCCAAAUUGCUCAUUCCAUUCUCCCUCCAUUCAGUAAAAUGAGUCUCAUUACAUUAUAAAAGAUGGUCAAAUUAAUAUUUGCAAUGUCACGAGGGUAGAAUUCUUAUCAAUUUUAUUAAAAAAUGUACCCUUCAGGAAUUGAUUGUAGCUGUCAUAAAUUUUAAUAUCUACUAUCAUAAAGGUUGUACUUUCCUGUAUUAGAUUUGUAAUUUAUGUAUUUUUCUGAAAAUCAGUUUUUAUGGUUCAGUGAUCCUGAUAGCCCAAUAUCCAUCACUGACAUUUUGAACUCACCAUGUCACAUGUAAGAGUCACCACCCUGUAACCAGUUGACAUUGUUGCACUUAAUGACCAAAAAGGCAAAGGACAAUGUGAGAAGUUAAACCUGCAUUUUUUCCUCGUAGCAUUGCUAUUGUUAGAAAUACAACUUGCCCUUAUUUGACUUUUGAGUACAUUUUUAAAACUUUGGGGAAUGUGGAAGUUGCACCAACAUUUAUAAGUCCAGACGGCUGGGCAAUGGAAAAUUCAGGAAAUCGAAACUAAGACAAAACACUGGACUCAGCGGCAUCAGUGAAAAAUAAAGUUAACAUUUGAGCUUUGUGACCUGACGUACAUCUUUUCUCCACAGCAGCCACUUGACCUGCAAAGUAUUUAUAGCGUUUUGUUUUUAUUAAUCUAUGUUUAACAGAUAAGGCAUAAAAAUCAAUCUUUACAAAUGCAAAAGCAAGCAUUUCUUUUAAUACUGAUCAAUAACAAUACUAAUUUCUUAAAAGGCCCAAAUUACUUCAGUGGAACUACUUUAAAGUGAGAUCUCUAUUUACAGAACUUUAAUGAAAACACCCAGGUUCUUAAAAUGGUUGUCAACUGCUAACUGUUAACAGAAUUUUAAAAAAUAGCCCAACCAUUGCAUAGUUCCAACACCUAUGUUAGCCAGCUUGACUGUUUCUCAACUGUCUCUGAACCAGCAAGAUUUUUUUAAAUGAUCAUGCCCAGGGUGCAACAUUUACAACUGGAACACACUUGAUAAAUUGAUCUUCUGAUACUAUUUAAAAGCAUAAUAGAACUUUUGUUAUUAUUUACACCAAACUGUCAGUAACUAAUGGUUUAAACUAGUCAAUUUGCUAGAUAUGUUUUUAUAUAACUUAUGACAAAUUGGCAUGAGUACUAUUAUAAAUAAAAUAUACAGGAAAGUAAA
Molecule: messenger RNA, 3258 nt
Organism: Leucoraja erinaceus (little skate)
Lineage: Eukaryota; Metazoa; Chordata; Chondrichthyes; Rajiformes; Rajidae
Product: cytoplasmic dynein 1 intermediate chain 2-like
Exons: 16
Coding region: 148-1962 (604 amino acids)
Biological process (GO): transport along microtubule
Cellular component (GO): cytoplasmic dynein complex
Molecular function (GO): dynein light chain binding; dynein heavy chain binding
Source: RefSeq, a predicted model, not a curated record